UUGGCCGGGGGCGGUGCUUGGAGGUUCCUGCGAUGCUGCUGGCGCCUAGUGUGAGGUUCCGCGCCUCUGCUGUUCGCCCCGUGGACCCUAGAGCCGGGCUGCGCACCGCCGUCCUAUCCGCACGCCCCUUCCCGCACCGACCUGCCUGCUCUAGGAUCUUGGAUAUGGAUCUUCUUCAGUUCUUCUUUGUCCUGCUGUUGUCUGGGACGGGAGUCACAGACACCCUGAAGACCUCCCUGGACCCGAGCCUGCAGAUCUACAAGAAGAUGUUUGAGGUGAAACGGCGAGAACAGCUGCUGGCCCUGAAAAACCUGGCACACCUAAACGAUGUCCACCAGCAGUACAAGAUUCUUGAUGUCAUGCUCAGGGGGCUCUUUAAGGUGCUGGAGGACUCGCGGACAGUGCUCAUUGCUGCAGAUGUGCUCCCAGAUGGGCCCUUCCCCCAGGACGAGAAACUGAAGGAUGCUUUCUCCCAAGUAGUGGAGAACACGGCCUUCUUCGGUGAUGUGGUGCUGCGCUUCCCGAGGAUUGUGCACCACUACUUUGACCACAAUUCCAACUGGAACCUCCUCAUCCGCUGGGGCAUCAGCUUCUGCAACCAGUCGGGCGUGUUUGACCAGGGGCCCCACUCGCCCAUCCUUGGCCUGAUGGCCCAGGAGCUGGGGAUCAGCGAGAAAGACUCUGACUUCCAGAACCCAUUUAAAGUAGACCGCCCAGAGUUCAUUUCCAGCACCGACCCUUUCCAGAAGGCCCUGAGGGAGGAGGAGAAACGCAGGAAGAAAGAGGAGAAGCGGAAAGAGAUCCGAAAGGGCCCACGGAUCUCGAGAUCCCAGUCGGAGUUAUAGCUGGGAACAGCCCAGGGCUCAAGGGGCCAGGAGGAGACAAGUCUGGAGGAAGAGGCGGAGGCAUCGACUGGUGGUGAGAGCUGGCCCCUGUGAAAGGGGAAGUGGCCUCAGCCCCCUGGAGCCGGCUCUGCGCCGAAACAGAAGUGACUGGGCCACAGAGGACUGAAUUUGCUUCCAGGGUCCUCCCUGGAGAGGGCGCCAAGGGCGUCUUCAGAGGAUGCCAUGCUGCAGAUCAAACCAUGUCGAGAUGCUGGGCGAGGCUGGAAGGAUCCCAGGCUGGACUCUCCCUUUGGGUUAGGACUGCUGGCUAGCUGGCUGCUGCCCUUCAUGAGGAGGGAGCAGAAUUGGGCUCUGAGCCACUUGUGGAAGUGCCGUGCCUGCUGCUGGCCCCACUGUGGCACUGAGCUGCCCAGCACAGGUCCCAGCGCCCUGCAAAGACACAGUAAAAGCCAGCAAACCCUCUGGGCUAAUGGAGGCCGGUUUGGGCCCCAGGGAGCUGUGAGCCCUUUCAUGGGGCAGGGGCCUGGCAAGGCAGUGAAGCAGGGCCUUGGCUUAGGUCUCCUAGUCCUUUCUUCGCACUGUCCUUCAUGAAGGAGCGUCCAAAGGUGUUCACCCAAAGACCGUAGAGCAGCAUGAUCUCUGUCCCAUCGGAUAUUGGGGAUAGUCCCUGAACAGGUGCAGGAUGGAAUCAAUGUGUCAUCUCUGGCAACCCCAGGAGACCCUUGGCCUGUGGGUAGGGGAUAGGCUCUAGCUCUGCAGGAGGCUGUGCUUUGUAAUGGCAGGGCUGCCCCAAGCUGGACUGGUCAGAGCGCUCCCCAUGGCAGAGACCAGGGGCCACAGAGCAGGGAAGCUGCAAGGGAAUUAGGCCCUGCAUGGGCAGCUACCCUUUAAUCGUGUCCCUCCCAGGCAGGGGAGGGAGGGGCUGCGGUGGGAAUUCCAGUUCAGUCUCUUUGACCUUGCCAAGCUAGGUCUGUGUCUUAAAAGGGGAGAGACAUCUGACCAUCCCAGAACCCUGCAGCCCCCCGUACUGACAGAGUCCAAGAGAGACGGGAGUCUUGUCUCAGCCCCUCAGACUUGCUGAGUGACUCUGGCCCAGCCCUUCCCUGUGCCGUGGCUUCAUUGACAAAAUGAAUCUGAUAAUGUCUGAACCCUCUGCCCAGCCCUAAACUGCUUCUCUGAGAGGCUGGGGCCUGCUUCUCAGUGACAGAUGCCCUUCUCUGAUGGUUCUUCUAUCAUCCUUUAGGUUUGCUGAGCAUCCCUGUGUGCACAACCGAAGAGAGGGGCCCAAUCUGAACGCAUCUUCAUCUCUGUCCCAUCUGGCUCCUCUCUCCUCCUAGGCUCUUCCUUCUACACCUUCAGCCUCUCCAUCUUGGUUGAUUCCUUCCUCUCCAUCCUCAAAUGGGCCCAAGUUUUCCCAUCUGACACCUUCAUAGAAAGAAACAGAACCGCUCUGCUCUCACUCUCUCCUUCCCUUUGAUGCCAUUGAUGUGGUUAUUAGAUCCUGGAACUCUGUCUUACGUCUUACUGCAGGCAGUUUUCCCACUUCCUCAGCAGGAGGUGUAACGGCCCGAGGGCACUUGUUUGUCAAGCUUCCUUGCAGCCAGGAUUCAGUCCUGUGAGCCCUGUGCCAUCAACCAGAUGUACCAGCCUGUGCGGGAGUUGCGCUGGUAGAGGUAGUGGCUGCUGGGACCAGAGGUAGCAGUGGGGCAGGGGAUGGGGGCGGUUCUAGUGACCAGACUAGACCAACACCAGGGGUGCCCAGUGGUGGCGACAGUGAUGUCUUCAGUGGUGUUUUCAGCAUCUUCUUGGAUACCGUUCCCGUUUGCUGAGCUUCCAAGUCCAAUCUGAGGCGCCCCUGGAGAGUCUGGGAGCUCCCCUAUAUCCUCAGAGGCAGGGGUUUUCAACAGUGGCACUAUUUACAUUUAGGGCCAGAUAAUUCUUUGUUGUGUAUGUAAGGAUGGCUGUCCUGUGUGUUGUAGGAUAUCCAUAGCAUUCUUAGCUUCUGCCCACCAGAUGCUAGUAGCAGUCUCUAGACAUUACUAGAUGACCCCCAGGGGCAAAAUCUCCCUGGUCCACAGCGCUUGUCCCUCCUUAUCCCAGCCCCACAUCUUCCUCUCCUGUCCCGUCCCUGCCCCCAGAGAAAUGUUGUUGGAAGCUCUCUGAGAUGACCCUUCCAG
Callorhinus ursinus (northern fur seal) is the source of this 3022-nucleotide messenger RNA. RefSeq names its product coiled-coil domain containing 134 (gene CCDC134). The record is from RefSeq and is a predicted model, not a curated record. Lineage: Eukaryota; Metazoa; Chordata; Mammalia; Carnivora; Otariidae.